AUGGCGACAUGCAGGAUCCUCGCUCGCCAGUGUGCGCUGCAUAUGCGAUACAGGCCUCUGACUCACUCGCUCCGUCAAUUGCCUAGACGCAACCCCCUCCCCCGAAGCUAUGCAACCUCGGUGGCCGCCGCGGAACUCAAAUUCGGCCAGCCGUUGCAUGAAACACAUCCCCACAUCCUGAGUCCAGGCGAGCUGACACCCGGCAUCACUGCCCUCGAAUAUGCUCAGCGCCGCUCCAAACUGGCCAACAAGCUUCCGAAAGGUGCCAUUGCGGUGUUGGCUGCUUCCGAGGUCAAGUAUCGUGCUUCGGGCAUCUUCAAUGAAUACCGACAAGACUCGAACUUCUUUUACUUGACCGGGUACAACGAACCAAACGCAUUGGCGAUCAUCGGGAACGACGGCUCGGGCGAUAAUCACAUCUUUCAUCUGUAUGUCCGGGAAAAGGACGCCAAAGCAGAGCUAUGGGAUGGCGCACGAUCCGGCACUCAGGCUGCCAAAGAUGUUUUUAAUGCCGAUGAGUCAGGAAACAUUGAGCGUGUCGGAGAAAUCUUGCCCAGCAUUGUCCAUGGCGCCACGGAGGUGUACUCGGAUAUUCCCACAUUCGACGGUUCACGAUCAUCUCUGAACCGGUAUUUGUACGGUCCGACAGUCGCAUCGGAGAAGCUCAGAAAGGUCGUCGAUCACCGCAGAGUCAGGCCAUUGAAGCACUUGCUUAAUGAGAUGAGGGUCACGAAGAGCGAAAAUGAGGUUGUGCAGAUGCGCCGUUUGGGCCAAGCAUCUGGAAGAUCUUUCACAGAAGCCAUGCGCCAGGAUUUCACUCGUGAGAAGGACCUCUACUCAUUCUUGGAGUACCAAUUUAAGGUCCAUGGAUGCGACACUAAUGCGUUUGUCCCGGUUGUUGCGGGUGGUCAAAACGCCUUGGCUAUUCACUAUACUCGAAACGACGAUGUGCUCAAGGAUGGUGAUCUCGUCCUCGUGGAUGGCGGUGGUGAGUGGGGAACCUAUAUUUCCGAUAUCACCAGAACUUGGCCGGUCAAUGGCAAGUUCACCGAUCCCCAACGGGACUUGUACAAUGCUGUUCUCAAUGUGCACCGCAGUUGUCUCUCAUUGUGCCGCGAGGAUUCUAAUCUCUCGCUGGACAAGCUGCACGGCAUCGCCGAAAAUGGAUUGAGAGAUCAGCUCAAGUCGCUUGGUUUCGAUGUUUCCGGCGACGCCCUGAACACUCUUUUCCCCCAUCAUUUGGGUCACUAUGUUGGUCUUGACGUCCACGACUGCCCUGGAUAUUCCAGAGGCUAUGAUUUGAAAGCAGGUCAAUGUAUCACCAUUGAACCGGGUAUUUACGUUCCCGAUGAUGAGCGUUGGCCGGCCCACUUCCGCGGUAUUGGAAUUCGCAUCGAGGAUAGUGUUUGUGUCGGAGAUGAACACCCGAUCGUCUUGACCCCGGAGGCCGUCAAGGAAGUCGAGGACAUUGAGGCCCUGCGAAAUUAG
Penicillium brevicompactum is the source of this 1488-nucleotide messenger RNA. RefSeq names its product aminopeptidase P family protein. The record is from RefSeq and is a predicted model, not a curated record. The coding region runs from base 1 to 1488 and encodes 495 amino acids. The transcript is spliced from 10 exons. Gene Ontology annotation, cellular component: mitochondrion. Gene Ontology annotation, molecular function: metalloaminopeptidase activity; manganese ion binding. Lineage: Eukaryota; Fungi; Ascomycota; Eurotiomycetes; Eurotiales; Aspergillaceae.